AUGGUACAUUCGAACAGAACAACAACAAAAAACGGCGCCCUACCGGGAGUGUUGCCAUCCCAAGGUGGCAGAAUCCCAAUUGCACAAGCUAGUCAAAAAAAUAGAAUGGACGGAAAGAAGGCCUCAGGAUCGUCCCUCUUUUUCACUAAAAGAACAGCUAUGUUAUUUUUUGUUCUUGCUUUUAUCUUUUUAAAGCAUCAAGAGGAUUUCAAAAGACACGAUGUGAACUCUCUAUUACAAAUAAAUAAUCAAGUUGGUAGAAAUUUAGGGACAAAUGAAGAAAACACUCCAUUAGAAGAGGGGCUCGAAUUGACACUAGGUGAAGAAUUUGAACAAGCAGCUCAGUACCUCCUGGAGGAGGAGGAUGAUGACUGCAUAUCUGGUAGCCAAUCCAAUGUAACCUCUUGUUGGAAAUGCUGUAAGCGUAAAAAUAAGAAUGGUAAGAAAAAAAAAAAAAAAAAAAAAGAACAAAAAGCUCCUAUUGAAAAAGAAGAAGAAGCUCCUGUUGAAAGAGAAGAAGAAGCUCCCGCUGAAAGGCAAGAAGAAGUAAAGGAAGAAGUAAAAGAAGAAGUAAAAGAAGAAGUAAAAGAAGAAGUAAAAGAAGAAGUAAAGGAAGAAAUAAAAGAAGAAGUAAAGGGAGAAGAGGAGGAAGAAGUGAAGGGGGAAGAGGAAGAACAUGACGGCGAACGCGAAGAAAAAGCUCCUAUUGAAAGAGAAAAUAUGAAGAAGAAAUGGAAGAAAAGUAACACAAGAUCGUUAAGAUAUGAUCAGGAAGAACAUAUAGAUGCUGCAGGUGAAUUGGACAAAUUAUUAUUUGGGGUUCUGGAAUUAUUAGAAAAAUACAAAACCCAUAGAGUUAGUAUUUUCCACUAUGAAAUGUCUUGUUUUGAUAAAAGAUUGAGCGACUCUGAAAUAAAUAAUAAAUUAGAAGAAAUGGAAGAAUUACCUAAAAAAUGCGAAUUAGCCUCUCUCUACUGGCAAUCAUACAUAAAUGAAAUACAUAAAUAUGCUGAUGUUAUUAAACGUCCUUUCAAAAAAUUUCUAGAAUUAAAGAAAAAACAAACUACUAAAACUGUUCAAAACUAUAACAAGAAAUGGGAAAAAUGUGGAGAGAUAAUUCGUAAUAACUUUAAGGAGCAACGCGAUCAUGUUAAUGAUGUAUUUUGUACCUUCGCUGAAAAAGAAAUUUUGAGCGCAGAUGAGUUCAAGGAGAUUUUAAAACACGUUAGAGCUUCAUGGAGAGAAGUCACCCUUAAGGUAACGGAAGAAUGUUUAGCCCUCUUUGAAAAACCAAAAAUUUCCUAG
This is a messenger RNA of Plasmodium coatneyi, 1305 nucleotides long. RefSeq lists its product as uncharacterized. The transcript has 3 exons. NCBI's taxonomy places the organism in Eukaryota, Apicomplexa, Aconoidasida, Haemosporida, Plasmodiidae. The record is from RefSeq and is a predicted model, not a curated record. Bases 1 to 1305 code for a protein of 434 amino acids.